CCCAGAAGGGCGGACACCAUGGCAGACUUGAGCCAGCACGCAAACUACACCGCAGCGUACUCGGGCCUGCUCGACAACUUUUACCUCACUGUCGCAAUCGCAGGCGCGUGCCUCGUCGGCUAUGAGAUCGAGGCCCACAUUCCCCGCCAGAGGGGCAGAGACGGCCCUCGGCAGCGGUUGGCGGUGAGAGUGUACAAUGCGCUGGCCCGGCAGCGGAGGACGCGGAAGGAUCCCGGGGUCCCGCACCAGUCGAGGCAGCGCAGGCGCAGCUGGAGGCUGAGCAGCGAAGGGCUGGUCGCGGGUGACACGCCGGCGGAUCCGGAGAGGGAGCGGCUGGGAUCCCGCGAGAGCUGGGAGUUUGGCUACAUCUUCCAGCCGAAAGCAUGGGCAGUGAAUGCCUGUCGUCCACUCCCCAGAUGGCCUCUGGCCUGGAUAGGCACUGCUCUGAAAUUCAGAGAACAAGACAUGCCUGCAAAGUGCGGCCUUGAUCUCACAUUGCACGCGCGAUUCCUCCGUGGCUGCUUCUUCUACACCCUCCUCCAAACACUCAUCAUCAUGCCUAUCCUCAUGCCUCUCCACAUCUUCUACUCCCCCAAAGACAUUGCCUCUACCUCCAUGCUCCGUGCUUCCAUCUCAUCUCUCGUCCAAUCGUCCGGGUCCAGGUGGCUCUGGGUACACGCCCUGCUGAUAUGGUGGGUAUCCAUCACAUGGACAUGCACCGUCCUCUGGAUCACCUGGGGCGGACUCGCUUAUCGACGUCGGGAAAUCAGAGCUUUGGCAGCAAAAGUCCAAAAAGAGAGAGCGAGUAAGCGUGUUGCGUCCGGAGGAGAGGAAGGUAUGGCGGUACUGGAAGAUUGCGAGGGAAUCAAGCGAUUUCGGACGGUGAUGGUCCUCAAUAUCCCUCCGGAUAUGCGAGACGAAAAUGUCCUUCAAGACUAUUUCGACCACUAUAUCGACAAAUAUCAUCAACGGAAACAAGGUCCUUCUAAACGUAAACCCCUGGCCAAGAUGUUUAGACAAGCGAUCCCUAUCGGCCAAAACCCAUCGUACUCUGUAGACGUCGGACCGUCAGAAAAAUCAAGUGUGGAAGAUAUCGUCUUGGUGCGCAAACUUGGCGUACUGAUCAAUCUCCGUUCAAGGCGAGAAGAGGUUUUGAAAAAGCUAGAGAUUGCUCAUACCGAAUUGGCCAAACGGGUCCUUGCAGACGUGGCCAAGUACUAUAAACGGCCAAAAGCCCUCUAUUCUAUCAAAGAUCCAGCCAGGGCUGCGCGGAUGUCUAUCCUGGUCGAAAAGCUUGGUCGAUUCACUGAACCAAAAUCUCCACAUGGCGACAAGACUGUUUGGGAUGCACUUCACUCGGUUCCUCGAGAAUGUCUCGACCCAUACCAAGCCAUGACCCACUCCAAACCGUUAUCCAUCUUGCACGACCAAAACCCGCCUCUGAUCGACUACCUCACCACCAAACUCGCCUACCUCACCCAUCUCCUCACCGAAUCCCUCUCCAAACCGCUCGAAUCCUACGCUACCGCCUCUACCGCCUUUGUCACUUUUCGAGACGCCAAAACGGCGAGGUUGGUGUUGAAAAUUCUGGAUAGUCAUCCAAAAAGGAGUUUGGCGUGCAAGACGGUCCCAGCACCCGAUUGGACGGAUUUGCUAUGGCCAAGGCUGGGGAAAAGCGUCUACAGGUCAGAGUUUGUAAGAGGAUGGGCCGUCUAUCUCGGCGUUUGGGCAUUCACCCUCGCCUGGAUAUUCCCAGUCUCCCUCCUUUGCGCCCUUGCAUCCCUCACAAACAUUGCAGGCUUCAUAAAACCCCUCAAAGCAUUCCUCGACAACAACCCCAAAGCCGCUUCCGCCAUCACCUCCCUCGCCCCCGUCAUCUUGGUCGCACUGCUAACACUGGCGAUAUGCCCCAUUUUGUUGGUGAUCGCCAACAAGGCGGAGACGAUUAUGACAAGGUUGGGCGUGCAUAAUAGUGUUUUGGAGCGGUUUUGGAAGUUUUUGAUGGUGAACGGUGUCGUCUUUUUCGCUAUUGGACAAUCAGCUAUCGAAGCGUAUCUCACAGCAUUCCAAACAAAUGAUUUUGAUCCCCUUCCGAUCGUCGCUUCGGCUUUUCCGACGGCCGCACCGUAUUUUGCUUCGUACAUUCUACUCCAAGUUGCUAUCCAGCCAUUCUUUGAGGUAUUCCGGUUUGGGCUGCCUGCGAUUGUUUACGUCUUUGGAACCCGUCGAUCCGUCAUUCCUCGUCAACGGCGCUCUAGGACCCAAUAUCCGACAUUCAGCCACUUUAGCCAGUUACCUCAACAACUGCUGGCAGGAGCGAUCAUGCACCUCUUCAUGCUUUUAAACCCGCUGGUUAUAGCCUUUACGCUGGUGUUUUACGGCGCGUGCUAUCUGGUGUGGAAACGUCAGUUCAUCUACGUCUAUGGAAGACUUUAUGAAGUCAACGGUCGUCGGUCGUGUAUCAGGAUCCAACGAUACAGUAUGGAUGCCUUGGCCUUGGCUCAAUUCGUUCUCUUUGCAUUCUUCAUUUUGAACAAGGCAAAGGGACAUGCUAUUGCGACUGGAGUCCUCUUUGCAUUGACUCUGAUUAGCAAGAUCAUAAUCACCCGUGCGCUCAAAAAGCGAUUCGACAGACUGGAUCACGAGGAAGCCGAUAUUCUCUGCCCGCCAGUGACUGCCACAUCCGCCACAGGCAAACAAGGUGAAGGCGACAAUACCACAAUCCAGUACUCCUCCGACUCGUCUGACGAAGAGGAUGGACGUCUAGGCGAUGAAGAGUCGAUAAGGCAGAGAAGCAAAUGCGGGAAGAUCCGACGCAACUUUGGUAACUGGACAAUAAGCCGUGGACGCCACGGUAGACCCAUAUCCCUCCGAAAGCUUAUCCCCUUUGAUCGUACAAUCUUCAACUCGCUUGAUUCCAGAAUCCAAUUCGAUCCAACCCCUAGCACUGAGACCCCACUAGACGACUACCUUGAUCCUUUGACAACACUUUCUCCAUCUCCGAAUUCAGAUGAACUUUCAAUCGUUGUACCGCACCCACCACUCCCGCCAUGGGAGGAUAUUCCUCCUUAUCAACGAUCGCGAGGGUACAAUGACCAGCCGGCGUAUACAGAAGGCUUUGAAGAGUUUUUAUUACUCCAGCGCGAUCCGAGGUCAACCAUUGAUCUGGAUGAUUGUGUAGAGAUGCGGUUAGCGCUGACUUCUUCCAAUGGAGGAACAGGGGUAAUGGGAGAUUGGUCGCUGGGCAUCGAGAAGGAUGAUGCAGAGUUGGAUGCGGAAGAAGAUAAAGGUGAGGGCAGGCCGACAGCGUUCAGAUCCAAGACCGAGCCGACCCUGUCCACUUUCCUGGAUAACAAGGCAGGUUUACCUCUGAUGCAUCCUGAGAUAUGGGGUGAAGGGGGCGCGAACCUCUAUCGAAGCCAUACCGACUUUGGCGGUCUAUAUCAACCCCCUCCAAGCCCUACUGCUGAGCGAGAUGGCGCAAUCUCAAUGCAGACAUUCUCGGUUUCUUCGACGGGGGCUUUGCCAUCAGAUAGCCCUGAAAUCCUGACAGCAGGUCAUGAAGUUGGUUUAUCCGCUUUGAGUCCCGGGUCUAUUCCUUCGAUAGUUCGUCGACGUAGCUUCCACGGAAGCAAUGAUGAGACCGAUACUACCGUUUCCCCUGCGCCAAGGCCCGAUUCUCACAUCUCCUUUGGAGCCCUGGGCAAAUCUCCUUCCGCUCGAAAGCCAAGUAUCCUUCGCGCGCCAAGUAUGCACAGUGCUUACACCCGCAUGUCCCCACGCCUCGGACGGUCUGCCAGUACUUAUUCAUACACGCGAAAUCGUUCGGCUAGCGGAGUGUCCGCUCAGCAACAAGCGCUUCUUAGUGAGGUAAUCAAGGAAGAGGAUAAGGCAAACAAGGAUGCGGCAAGACAGGAGAAGGAGGACUUGGCAAAGGAAGAGGUAGAGGUCAUGAAGGAACAGGAGAGGAGAAGAAAGGAAAGUCAAGGUGAGAUGGUUGCGUCUGAGCUUGUUACCAGAAAAAGGACCAGAAAAGGCACAGGUUUCUCGAUGAAUAGCAGGAAAUCAGAUAGACGUGAAAGUGAGACGGGCCCACUUGCCAGAAGUAACAAUGACAACAAGCAAAGCUCGGAGGCCUCUCAUGAACGGUCAAGUGUAACCACCGCAAAUCCAGCGGUCCCAGAGGCUGAUUGAUGCAAGGCAAUAAGAAGUGAGCUGCAUACAAUGGCAUGAUAUACAGAUGCUGGGUAUCUUGGGGCUCUAUAUUUAUAUUUAUCUCCAAGCUUUUUUCCUCUUCUCAUAUGCCUUUCCACUCUCCUUAGCCUCCCUCCUCAACUUCAACAUUUAACGGCUUCCUCUUCAGCAGAAGCAGGGACCAGGCUUUCUUCAUUCUGAGUAUCACUCUCUACAUCUUUGACAUCGUUGCCGAUGUCAUCGGUAGGUUCUGGUAGGUCGGUGAGAGACGCCGUUGCUGCAUGACGGCCUGCCUCAAUUGCUUGCCGCCUAGCCUCGUAAUAACGAGUCAUGCUCUCAACAGUAUGGCCUUCAGGGAUAUACAAUGAUGCCAUGUCGAUCAACUUCUUCCGAAGACUCUGAGCACCCUUGCGAGCUUCUAGCUGGCCAUUCUCGUCCAUCUCCGUCUUGAUUACAGAGUACUUGACAGUCCCUGAGAAUACAGCAUAUGAGCAACCACUCCCCGGACACGGAAAUUUGAAAAGAAAUGGGACGACUUACAUUCGGGUACUUUUCGAGUACGUUCAUCGAUGACGAAGGCGGGAAUUUGGCCCUGAACAGGUUGACCAUCAAGGAAGUUCUCCAUGGUGAUCGUGAUUGCCUGAACAGGAGGCGGUCCUUUUUCAUCUUUCCAGUGUUUGGGCUCUACAUAUGCCGUCACACUGUUUUGAUCAAUAUUAGGAGUGUGUUUGAUGAUCAUCUUUACGUCCUACAGAGACGGAAAAAAGAAUUUAUGAGCCAAUGAUAGACAAAGUGAACGGCCGCCCGACGUACGACACCAGAAAA
This is a messenger RNA of Cryptococcus deneoformans JEC21, 5019 nucleotides long. RefSeq names its product expressed protein. The transcript has 21 exons. The coding region runs from base 19 to 4194 and encodes 1391 amino acids. The record is from RefSeq and is a predicted model, not a curated record. Lineage: Eukaryota; Fungi; Basidiomycota; Tremellomycetes; Tremellales; Cryptococcaceae. Gene Ontology annotation, molecular function: calcium-activated cation channel activity. Gene Ontology annotation, cellular component: plasma membrane.